Molecule: messenger RNA, 1520 nt
Organism: Punica granatum (pomegranate)
Lineage: Eukaryota; Viridiplantae; Streptophyta; Magnoliopsida; Myrtales; Lythraceae
Source: RefSeq, a predicted model, not a curated record
UCCUUCCAUGCAAUGGGGCCAAACAUCCUUAGCCCCAACUAACCAUCGCCACCGUCGUCCCCAUUCAUUUAUCUCACCGGAAAACGACACAUCACUGCCACCACUGCCCCCACCGAAGCCACCGUGUCGGCCUGUCCUGUCUUCUCCCAUAACUGCUCUGCAUUGCAUUGCAGUCCCACUCUCUGCUUCAAAAAUUAACCAAACACCACUGAAGAAAACUAUAAGGAAGGCAUCUCAUUCUCCUGUCACAAUUACUACCCGCAUCUGAAUUCGAGAUGGGCUGCUGCGAGAGCACUACCCGUCAAGCUGCGGCUUCACUGCUGCAGCCGCUGCCCGCUUCCGAUCAGAUCAAAGGAGCUUCAGUAGUGGAGGUGGAGGAGAAAGUCAAAGAAGUCCUCUGUGAGACUCCGGCCGCUUUGAAGCCCGUAACGCCACCCGUUACGAUGAAGCCUCAAGAACCACUGCAGAACCACGAGCCACCACCGCACAAGAUUGGCCAAGCGCAGCCGCCGCCACCAACAGCCACCCCGUCCUUAUCCGAAAAGUCAAUGCCGGUGCCAGAACCCUCCAAAGUCAGGGGCCUGAGUGAAAGGAACUCCUCCACGCCCGCCAGUCUCGCCGGCAGUGGCGAGGCCAAGCAGAGGGCUGAGAGGUCUCCGGUGAAGCCAAGGCCUACCCGGACCCGCUCUUUAUCAGGCGAUCUUAGUACGAGCAUGGCUCGGGGUACGGGCAGGUCGCCGACCCGUAUCCGACCUGAUGGGAUUGGAGGAUCCGUGAGGAUUGUGCAGAGCAGAGAAGCGACGUGGUCCCAGAGGUUCGACCCCGGGGAGAGAUCCGGGAGGCGGUCCGGGCCUGGGUCCCCGGCAAAGCGGGCCAGCAUCAACGCGGGGACGAGAUCGGCCGUGGACCGGAUCCCAUCGAUGAGGAAGAUGGACCUGUCUCCGGGCCGGGUCAGGAGGGAUCCGAACGCUAGCAGUAAGAGAUCAAUGAACGGUGGAGAUCCAAAGCAAAGGCAAUCGAAGGGGAGGGAGUCGCUCGAGAGUCCGUUGGUUUCAUUGGAAUGCUUCAUCUUCCUCUGAGCAAGCAAUGCCCGCCGCCGGGAAGAGGAGGCGGUGGCCGGAGGGAGCGUUGAACCGGCGGGAGGAUAGUAGUUUUCCGUUGGGGAUGACCUGCUCUUCCAUUUCUACCCUCGUUGUUCCACGUUGACAACAUAUCUUAACACCCGCUCUCACGUGGCAACGUGUAGUUCAACACGUGCCACAAGUUCUUAAAUACUAUCCCUCAACAACUGAUCACGAGACGGACAUCCUCUUUCAACGGGAGACAAACACCAAUCCAAACUACACAUCAAUCCAAACAGCCCCUCAGCGUCAUUGCAUUUGUGGGAUGUAGGCUGGUUUUUUUAAUAGCACAGGCAUAAGCAUUCACUUUUCGAGUUAUUCUCACUCUAAAUAGUAGGCUAUUUCCUAUGUACCUUAGUAGAAAACAAGAACGAAAGCAGAAGUGGCAUUUAGUUUUGA